This is a messenger RNA of Ficedula albicollis (Collared flycatcher), 2888 nucleotides long. It is a transcript of the gene RFX8, whose product is annotated as RFX family member 8, lacking RFX DNA binding domain. The transcript is spliced from 15 exons. Gene Ontology annotation, biological process: regulation of transcription by RNA polymerase II. Gene Ontology annotation, molecular function: RNA polymerase II cis-regulatory region sequence-specific DNA binding; DNA-binding transcription factor activity, RNA polymerase II-specific. Bases 39 to 1772 code for a protein of 577 amino acids. NCBI's taxonomy places the organism in Eukaryota, Metazoa, Chordata, Aves, Passeriformes, Muscicapidae. The record is from RefSeq and is a predicted model, not a curated record.
CCGCACGCAGCGGCCCCGGCCCCUCCGUCCCGGUCCCAAUGGACGACUCGGAACAGCAGCCCGUCCCGGAGCCGGCCGAGAUGGCCUAUUUCGGCCCCACGUCCCUCACCUACCUGCCCGUGCUGCAGUGGCUAGCUGAUAAUUUCUAUUUGUGUGGAGGAUGCACUGUACCCUGUCGGCUACUAUAUGAGCUGUAUAUUGAAACCUGCAAUCCAGAUUUCAAGAUUCAAGUACAUCCAUCCACCUUUGGAAAGCUUAUUCAGUUAGUUUUCCCAGGCCUGGUGACAAGAAAGCGGACCACAGCAGGGAGUAUCAGAUAUCAUUAUGAUGGAAUAGCUAUCAAGAAGGAGUCUUCUUUUUAUGCACGUUUUUGCUGUCUUCUGUAUGAACAAAAUUAUCUCAGGCACUGCUCUCCGGGGGAAGUGAGCAUCUCCGAUGUGCAGCCAGGCACCAGUAGAAGUUCCUGGAGUUCUGAAAAUGCAGCUGAUUACAAGAAGAAUAGACAAAAAAAAGGAACAAGUAAGAAUUUGCAGUAUUAUCCAUCUGUCAUUUAUCUGAAGACUGAACAAGAGACAUUUCAUUACCUUUCUCCUGAUUUCAACCAGUUCUUCUUUGGAGAGCAAGCACAAAAUGAGACAUACCCCUAUGAACUGAUUGCACUGCUUGCCAAUGACUACUACAACUACUGUCAAGUUAUUUUACAAAUGGUGAGAGAGACCAAGCUUGACAAGGUGGAAGAUUGUAUCAUGUCAUUCUGGACAUCUCUGCAGCCUGAAAGAAUAGAACUGAUGUGCCUGCCAGAUGUGUGCCAGCUGUUAAAAAGCUAUGAUAGGUAUCUAUUCAAGGAAUUGGAGAACAUCCUACUUCCUGAUUUCCUGGAGGAGGUGUCUGCACAACAUAUAGACUCAAUCAGAUCAUUCAGUGAAAAUGUUAAAUGUUGGAUGCUUAAUCCUUUGGGAGGUUUUCCAUUACUGCUCCAAACAUCCAAGUCUAAUGAAGCUAAAGAGUUUGUAAAGAGGCUCAGGAGACAGACAGACCUUUGCAACAUGGUCAAGACAGUGAGAGCACUCUUGAACAACAACAGCACAGUCACUGUUCUGCGGUCAGGCUUGCAUGCCAUCUUCAAUGAGAAAUCUCUGGAUGUGACUAAAGACCUCUUUCAAGAGAAGUUUAGGAAUCCAAAGAAGAGGCAGAAAAACAUACAAUUAAAAUGUUUGAAAAACUUCAUUUCUUCACUGACAUCUUCCACAGAUAUUCGGGAUCUCCUGAGCUCUUUGUCUUCAGAUCUCCAGACUUUUGUUAUCAAGCCAAGCAAGAGUAAAGAGGCAUUUAAAGAGCAGGCAUCAGAUUUCAUGUUGAAAUGGAACCUUCUACUGAGCAAUGUAGGCAAGAUUCUGACCAUCAACAGGACAGACAGUUUUGGAUCCUGGCUUUUGCUGAAUAUGCUACUUGUUGAUUUUGCGGCUCACAUUUUCCAGUCCUAUAUAGAAGAGGAGAAGGAAGAAGGAAAUGCCUUGGUCUCAAAGCAAAAUGAGGUCCCUGUUCUGUGUGUUUAUGAGCCCAGCCAUCUCUCAGCCUGUUUUGCUGAGGAGGAACCUGAAGCCAAUGCUCCACAGACAGCUCUUGUGAUGCAGAACCAGAAUAACUUCGGAUUAAGCAAUGCUUUCCAGAGUUCUGAGUUGUUUGGUGAACACAGCCAUUGUCAGCAAGGUGAAAAUAACAUUAACUUAGAAGAAAAUUAUGGGGACAAAGUUAUAAAUUGGGCAAAUUAGGACAGAUUGGCAGGUGUGUGGCUGACUGGGGUUUUUAUGCAUGUAAAGUAGAACUAAAAAAAUCCAGGUUUGCAUGGAGCUGUGUCCAAUGUCACUGAAACCUCAACUCACAAAGCAUCCUCCACAUCCUGCCCCCACCCCACAAUGAUACCAAAGGAUUGUAAUCUCAACAUCGCCCACCUCCCCAGCACCACAGGUUCCUGAUUCUUUCCCUAGGUUGCCAGCACACCUCUGGAGCUCCUUCUGAUUGCCCAGGUGUUGUUUAAGGAAGAGCAGUGCUGCUCUGGUGGGCUGGGAGUGGGUCAUGGGCUAGCUGACAAACAGGCUGCAUAUAUUCUUUGAUCAAAAAGAGAGGGCACAGUGUGGUCUUUCCUCACUUUUGGAAGCACUGAGAGGCUCUCUUCCCUCCACUCAUCUGUUACUUUUAUCAAAAGAUAUGAAAUAUCUUCAGAAAUAUGAAAUCUUUGAGACCCUUCUGCUCUACCAGAUUUUCUUGCAGUCAGCCCACUGCUGCAAACCUUACUAGCAUAAGGUGUGACAUACAGGUAGACAACAAGAUAGACUCUAAGUCUUCUAGAAUACAAGGCUAAAAUACAAGAACACAUGAGAAUAUGGAUCAAGCCCCUGUGGUUAAUGCAAGUAAUGAAUUAGACAUUCAGCUGUUUUCAUAUUUCUCUUCCAUGCAGUAAGAGCACUUGUCUUAUGUCUCAGAGAACAUUGUUUUCCGGAAAACUGUGAAAGACAAAUGUUAAUGGCACCAAGACUUACAAAGAAAAUUACAUUUUUGGGGUGACACUACUAUAGUUAUUUUAUUCCCAAGAAGCAUUCAGGUUCCAUACACUAGCACAUGAGUGGAAAUUGACUGUUUUAAAAACAUAUUUAUUAAUUAUAAAGACUUUUAGGGGACUCUAAUUUGUUUAAAUAUAAGGUAUACUAAGACCAGUUCAGCUAAGAAAAUUGGAGAGGAGACAGCAGACACACAGAGGACAAAACAAGAAUGAUUUAUACGUGUGAUGGGCAUGUUUGACAGCUUUUGUUAUUUUUCAAAUGUAAAAUAAAUACCCAUCCUGCCAUAUCACCUUUAUGUCAAAAUGUAAACCGUGCUAGGUGCUGACA